Messenger RNA from Procambarus clarkii (red swamp crayfish), 777 nucleotides. The record is from RefSeq and is a predicted model, not a curated record. Lineage: Eukaryota; Metazoa; Arthropoda; Malacostraca; Decapoda; Cambaridae.
AUGCAGCCUCGUCUCCCACUCCCCACAACAGACACAAUCAUCAGAGUCUCGGACACCCGCCAACAACAACCGAACAUCCGUAGUGAGAGCUACCAGCCACUUCUGGUGCGAUGCACUAAUUGGGAAUACGAGUCUUUACUAUCCAGUGACUGGUCUAUGAAAAGUUGCCGAGGGGCGGCGGUGUCAGUCAAUUGUCACGGCGGCGGCGGCGGUGUCAGUCAAUUGUCACGGCGGCGGCGGCGGUGUCAGUCAACGGUCGCGGCGGCGGCGGCGGUGUCAGUCAACGGUCGCGGCGGCGGCGGUGUCAGUCAACGGUCGCGGCGGCGGCGGCGGUGUCAGUCAACGGUCGCGGCGGCGGCGGCGGUGUCAGUCAACGGUCGCGGCGGCGGCGGCGGCGUCAGUCAGCGGUCGCGGCGGCGGCGUCAGUCAGCGGUCGCGGCGGCGGCGGCGGUGUCAGUCAAUUGUCACGGUGGCGGCGGCGGCGGUGUCAGUCAGCGGUCGCGGCGGCGGCGGCGGCGUCAGUCAGCGGUUGCGGCGGCGGUGUCAGUCAACGGUCGCGGCGGCGGCGGUGUCAGUCAACGGUCGCGGCGGCGGCGGCGGCGGUGUCAGUCAACGGUCGCGGCGGCGGCGGCGGUGUCAGUCAACGGUCGCGGCGGCGGCGGCGGUGUCAGUCAACGGUCGCGGCGGCGGCGGUGUCAGUCAACGGUCGCCACUGUCUGGACCAGCAGUACGCUGCAGUCUGCCAAGUUCACUGGGGCCUCUUCAUAUAUGCGGUGA